Didymodactylos carnosus is the source of this 462-nucleotide messenger RNA. The record is from the annotation of a GenBank genome assembly. NCBI's taxonomy places the organism in Eukaryota, Metazoa, Rotifera, Eurotatoria, Philodinida, Philodinidae.
AUGCAAAUCUUCGUGAAAACGUUGACGGGCAAAACAAUCACACUUGAAGUAGAACCGGCUGACACAAUCGAAAAUGUAAAAGCUAAAAUCCAAGACAAAGAGGGCAUCCCACCCGAUCAGCAACGAUUGAUUUUUGCAGGGAAACAACUGGAAGAUGGACGUACAUUGUCCGACUACAACAUUCAGAAAGAAUCGACACUCCAUCUGGUGUUACGUCUACGUGGUGGUAUGCAAAUCUUCGUGAAAACGUUGACAGGCAAAACAAUCACACUUGAAGUAGAACCGGCUGACACAAUCGAAAAUGUAAAAGCUAAAAUCCAAGACAAAGAGGGCAUCCCACCCGAUCAGCAACGAUUGAUUUUUGCAGGCAAACAAUUAGAAGAUGGUCGAACGUUGUCGGAUUACAAUAUACAAAAAGAGUCAACACUCCAUUUGGUGUUGCGGUUACGUGGUGGUCAGUAA